Messenger RNA from Lagenorhynchus albirostris (white-beaked dolphin), 3012 nucleotides. It is a transcript of the gene PAXBP1, whose product is annotated as PAX3 and PAX7 binding protein 1. Lineage: Eukaryota; Metazoa; Chordata; Mammalia; Artiodactyla; Delphinidae. Gene Ontology annotation, biological process: positive regulation of transcription by RNA polymerase II; mRNA splicing, via spliceosome. The coding region runs from base 126 to 2879 and encodes 917 amino acids. Gene Ontology annotation, molecular function: DNA binding. The record is from RefSeq and is a predicted model, not a curated record. The transcript has 18 exons. Gene Ontology annotation, cellular component: nucleus.
UGUCGCUGGAGGGAAGACGCGACUCGGCUGAAGCUUGGGGGGAGCGCGCGUGCGCCUUCGCGAGUUCUGCGCUGCCGGGGCCGCGGUGUGAGUGCCGGUGGGAGACAGACGUGCGGGCCGCGGGAAUGUUCCGAAAGGCCCGGCGAGUGAACGUGCGUAAGCGGAAUGACUCGGAGGAGGAGGAGCGAGAACGCGAUGAGGAGCAGGAGCCGCCGCCGUUGCUGCCGCCGCCGGGCACCGGCGAAGAGCCGGGCCCCGGCGGCGGCGACAGGGCCCCCGGGGGGGAGCCGCUGCUGGGCCCGGGGCUGCCUCCGCCUUCCGCGCUGACCUCGGGCCCCGGGAUUGAAGCCGGGGGCUGCUUCCCGGGAGGCGCGGAGCCCGGCAACGGGCUGAAGCCGCGCAAGAGGCCACGAGAGAACAAAGAGGUGCCCCGGGCCAGCCUGCUCAGCUUCCAGGAUGAGGACGAAGAAAGUGAAGAAGUUUUCAAAGUGAAGAAAUCAAGUUAUAGCAAAAAGAUAGUAAAAUUGCUUAAGAAAGAAUAUAAAGAAGAUCUUGAAAAAUCGAAGAUUAAGACAGAAAUCAACUCAUCAGCUGACAGCGAACCUCCUUUGGACAAAACAGGUCAUGUUAAGGACACCAGUCAAGAAGAUGGAGUUAUCAUCAGUGAACACGGGGAAGAUGAAAUGGAUAUGGAAAGCGAGAAGGAAGAAGAAAAGCCAAAGGCUGCCGGAGCCUUUUCAAAUGCUUUAUCUUCUUUGAAUGUUCUCCGUCCAGGAGAAAUUCCAGAUGCAGCUUUUAUACACGCUGCAAGGAAAAAGCGUCAGAUGGCCCGGGAAUUGGGAGAUUUCACUCCUCACGAUAGUGAGCCUGGUAAAGGCCGCCUUGUUAGAGAAGAUGAGAAUGAUGCCAGUGACGACGAAGACGAUGAUGAGAAACGCCGGAUAGUUUUUUCUGUGAAAGAAAAAUCACAAAGACAGAAAAUUGCGGAGGAAAUAGGUAUUGAGGGGAGUGAUGAUGAUGCUUUAGUAACUGGAGAACAAGAUGAAGAGCUCAGCCGAUGGGAACAGGAGCAGAUAAGAAAAGGAAUUAAUAUCCCUCAGGUUCAAGCAAGUCAGCCCACUGAAGUGAACAUGUACUACCAGAACACUUACCAGACAAUGCCUUACGGUUCAUCCUAUGGCAUUCCUUAUAGUUACACAGCCUACGGAUCAUCCGAUGCCAAAUCUCAAAAAACAGAUAAUACAGUCCCUUUCAAAACUCCCAGUAAUGAGAUGACUCCCGUUACUAUUGAUUUGGUAAAGAAACAGCUUAAAGACAGGUUGGACUCCAUGAAAGAACUGCACAAAACAAAUCGACAGCAGCAUGAGAAACAUCUGCAAAGCCGAGUGGACUCCACCAGGGCUAUUGAAAGAUUAGAAGGGUCUUCUGGGGGUAUUGGUGAACGGUAUAAAUUUUUGCAAGAAAUGCGAGGGUAUGUCCAAGACUUGCUUGAGUGUUUCAGUGAAAAGGUGCCACUGAUUAAUGAACUUGAAUCAGCAAUACAUCAGCUGUACAAACAGCGAGCUUCCCGCCUUGUCCAAAGACGACAAGAUGAUAUUAAAGAUGAAUCUUCGGAGUUUUCAAGCCAUUCAAAUAAAGCUCUGAUGGCGCCAAAUCUUGAUUCCUUUGGACGAGAUCGGGCACUGUAUCAAGAGCACGCAAAACGUCGGAUUGCAGAACGGGAGGCCAGAAGGACUCGUCGUAGACAAGCCAGAGAGCAAACCGGUAAGAUGGCAGAUCACCUUGAAGGCCUGUCCAGUGAUGACGAAGAAACAUCUACAGAUAUUACAAAUUUCAAUCUGGAAAAAGAUCGCAUUUCAAAAGAGUCCAGCAAGGUAUUUGAAGAUGUCCUUGAAAGUUUCUGUUCAAUCGAUUGUAUUAAAUCCCAGUUUGAAGCAUGGCGUUCAAAAUACUACACAUCCUACAAGGAUGCUUACAUCGGCCUUUGCUUGCCAAAGUUGUUCAACCCCCUCAUAAGGCUGCAGCUUCUCACUUGGACUCCUCUUGAGGCAAAAUGUCGUGACUUUGAGAAUAUGCUGUGGUUUGAAUCUUUGCUGUUUUACGGUUGUGAAGAGCGAGAGCAAGAAAAAGAUGAUGUAGAUGUUGCACUGUUACCUACCAUUGUGGAAAAGGUGAUUCUCCCUAAACUAACAGUGAUAGCUGAAAAUAUGUGGGACCCCUUUUCUACAACACAGACUUCAAGAAUGGUUGGAAUUACUCUAAAAUUAAUAAAUGGGUAUCCUUCAGUAGUGAAUGCAGAAAACAAAAAUACACAGGUGUACCUAAAAGCACUUCUUUUGAGAAUGAGGAGAACUUUAGAUGAUGAUGUAUUCAUGCCCUUGUAUCCCAAAAAUGUCUUGGAAAAUAAAAAUUCUGGGCCUUACUUGUUUUUUCAACGACAGUUUUGGUCUUCAGUUAAGCUCUUAGGGAAUUUUCUUCAAUGGUAUGGCAUUUUCUCAAACAAAACUCUUCAGGAAUUAUCAAUAGACGGUUUAUUAAAUAGAUACAUUCUCAUGGCUUUUCAGAAUUCAGAAUAUGGCGAUGACAGCAUCAAAAAAGCCCAAAAUGUGAUCAGUUGUUUCCCCAAGCAGUGGUUCAUGAAUCUGAAAGGAGAAAGAACUAUUUCUCAGUUAGAAAACUUCUGUCGAUACCUUGUACACUUAGCAGAUACAAUUUACAGAAACAGUAUCGGGUGCUCUGAUGUGGAAAAAAGAAAUGCAAGGGAAAACAUAAAACAGAUAGUAAAACUCCUUGCAAGUGUUCGAGCUCUGGAUCACGCUAUGUCUGUUGCAAGUGACCACAAUGUGAAAGAAUUUAAGUCUUUGAUCGAAGGAAAAUAGAUCUAUGAGACUGAAAAGAAGCCUAUUUGUUCUAAUACCAUUCCCAAUGUAAAAAUUUUGUAUAUAUGUAAAGUUUCUUAAACUGUAAAAUAUUGACUCUUGUUUUAAUACAAAGAACAUUAUUAAUAUUCAA